Molecule: messenger RNA, 3864 nt
Organism: Pyrus x bretschneideri (Chinese white pear)
Lineage: Eukaryota; Viridiplantae; Streptophyta; Magnoliopsida; Rosales; Rosaceae
Product: mediator of RNA polymerase II transcription subunit 15a
Exons: 9
Coding region: 199-3570 (1123 amino acids)
Biological process (GO): regulation of DNA-templated transcription
Molecular function (GO): transcription coactivator activity; chromatin DNA binding
Source: RefSeq, a predicted model, not a curated record
GGCCACAUUCGGACGCAUCAAUCCAUUCAAUCUUCUCAAAGUUCGAAGCUUUUGAGCAAGAACCCUCCUCCCUUUCCUAAUCCCCCGAUUUCCCAGAUCUGCAAUUUCUCCAUUGUUUCACUCCGGGCAGCCUGAACCUUUCAAUCUUCAACUCUCCCGAUCUGAAAGAAAAGAGUUUUGUUGGGUUGAUUGGAUUUGAUGGAUACCAAUAAGUGGAGGCCUUCUCAGGUUGGAGAGGCCGCCAUGGAUGCCGGCGAUUGGAGGAGUCAGCUGCAGGCUGAUUCAAGGCAAAGAAUUGUCAACAAGAUAAUGGAUACAUUGAAGAGGCAUCUUCCCUUCUCCGGACAAGAUGGAUUGCAGGAACUCAGCAGAAUUGCUGUAAGGUUUGAGGAAAAGAUUUAUACUGCAGCCACAAGCCAGUCGGAUUAUCUACGGAAAAUUUCUCUGAAGAUGCUCACAAUGGAGACCAAGUCUCAAAAUUUCUCUGCUGGUAACAGCAACAGGCCCCCUGAUCCAGGGUCUUUUGGUAUGCAACCCCAAGUCCCCAAUCAUGGGCAAUCACUCUCUAUGCCGUUGCCAGCUAAUCAAUCUCAAGGACGCCAACCACUUUUAUCACAGAACAUUCAGAAUAACAUUCCGCCUUCUGGAGUUCAAAGUUCAUCUGGCUUAUCAUCCGCACUACCUCCUUCUUCAAGUUUAACCCAGACUCCUAUCCCAAGUAUUGUUGGACAAAACCCAAACAUGCAAAAUAUGUCCGGAAGUUCACAGAAUUCAUUAGGGAAUUCCAUGGGCCAGGGGGUACCCUCCAAUGUCUUUACUAAUUCUCAAAGGCAAAUGCCAGGAAGGCAACAGGUAGUUCCCCAACAGCAGCAGCCGCAGCAAUCCCAGAAUUCCCAGAAUUCCCAGCAGUAUAUGUACCAUCAACAGAUGCAACAUUCGCUUUUGAAGCCAAAAUAUCAGCAGGGAAAUAUGCCACAACUUGUGCAACAGCAACAGCAGCAGCAGCAGAACCUUUUACAAUCGACUCCGUUGCAGUCUUCGCAGCAAUCUGUUAUGCCAGCAUCAUCUGUUAUGCAGACUUCGGUGCAACCAUCUCUCUCGAGUCUUCCGCAGAAUCAACAAUCUGCUAUGCAACAGUCAUCACAACCCAUGCUUCAGCAGCAUUCACAGCCAGUUCUCAGGCAGCAACAGCAGCCUCAACAGGCAGCUGUUCAUCAACAGCAAACACCAAUGGCACAACAGCCAAUAUUACCCCCGCAGCAGCAGCAGCAGCCGCCGCUUAUGGUGCAACAGCCAACUGCUUCAAACUUGUCCCAGAAUCAGAUGAUUGGACAACAAAAUAAUGUUGGGAAUAUGCAGCAGCAGCAACAACAGAGGUUACUAAACCAGCAGAAUAAUCUUUUAAACCUUCAACAACAGCAACAGCAACAGCAGCAGCAGCAGCAGCAGUUAAUGGCUCAGCAAAGCAGCCUUUCUAAUAUCCAUCAGCAACAAUUGGGCUCUCAGAGUAAUGUUACCGGAUUACAGCAACAGCAGCACCUUGGAACUCAAAGUGGUAAUUCUAGUAUGCAACCAAAUCAGCACUCUGUACACUUGUUGCAACAAUCCAAGGUUCAGGUGCAGCAGCAACAACAUCAGAAUGCUUCUAACAUGUUACCGACUCAAGGACAGCAGUCACAACCGCAAGCAUCGCAGCAACAAAUGAUGUCACAGAUUCAACCACAGCCUGCACAGAUGCAACAAAUGGGUUUGCAACAGCUGUCAAAUCCACUGCAACGAGAUAUGCAGCAAAGGCUUCAAGCAGCAGGUCAGAUAUCAGGAACCAUGCUUCAAGCUCAAAACGUAAUGGAUCAGCAAAAGCAGUUAUAUCAAUCUCAGAGACCUGUUCCUGAGACAUCAUGGACUUCUCUAGAUUCCUCAGCUCAGACUGGACAUGCAAAUGGGGGUGAUUGGCAAGAGGAGGUCUAUCAAAAAAUCAAAGUCAUGAAGGAAAAGUACUUACCCGAACUAAGUGAAAUGUAUCACAAAAUUGCUACUAAACUUCAGCAGCACGAUUCUCUUCCACAAGAACCAAAGUCAGAGCAGCUUGAGAAGCUAAAAAUGUUCAAAACCAUGUUAGAGCGCCUCAUAUCAAUCUUACAGGUUUCCAAGAGUAACAUUUCACCUGGUUUGAAAGACAAGUUGGGUUUAUAUGAGAAGCAGAUAGUAAAUUUUAUUAAUACAAAUAAACCGAGGAAGCAAGGUCCUCCUCUGCAACAAGGGCAGCUCACCCCACCUCAUUUGCACUCCAUGCAGCAGCCGGAGUCUCAAAUUCCUCAAGUGCAGUCUCAUGAAAAUCAAAUGAACCCGCAGUUGCAAACAAUGAAUUUACAAGGUUCUGUGCCAACAAUGCAGCAGAACAAUAUGACAAGUUUGCAGCAAAAUUCAAUGUCUUCGAUAACUGGGGUUUCAACAGCACAGCAGAACAUGAUGAAUUCAUUGCAGCUGAGUACAAAUUUGGAUUCAGGACGGGGAAAUGCACUGAACUCUUUGCAGCAAGUUCCGGUGGGAUCUAUCCAACAAACUCCUGUCAGUGCUCCCCAGCUAGCUAACAUGAAUGGUUUGUCAUCACAGAGUGGGGUUAGUAUGCUUCAGCCAAAUAUUAACUCCCUUCAGUCAAAUUCUGGUAUGCUUCAACACCAGCAAUUAAAACAGCAGGAACAGCAAAUGCUUCAGAAUCAACUGAAGCAGCUGUAUCAACAGCGAAUGCAGCAGCAAAUGAUACAGAAGCAGCUGCAACAGCAACAGCGGCAGCAGCAACCUCAGCAACAGUUACAGCAGGCAAAGCAGCAGCUUCCGGCGCAGAUGCAGGCGAACCAACACCAAAUGCCACAGCUUCAUCAAAUGAAUGAUGCAAAUGACUUGAAGAUGAGACAGGGGAUGGGUGUUAAGCCAGGGGUUUUUCAGCAACAUAUGUCCUCAGGCCAGCGUGCUUAUCCUCAUCAGCAGUUGAAAUCAGGAUCUCCAUUUCCUAUUCCUUCAUUAAACCAACUCCUUCAGGCUGCAUCUCCUCAAAUUUCGCAACAUUCUCCUCCCCAAGUUGACCACAAGAAUCUACUGACUCACCCGAAAGCUGGAACACCAUUGCAAACUGCCGGUUCACCUUUUGUCAUUCCAUCUCCUUCAACUCCCAUGGCUCCAUCCCCCAUGCCAUGGGAUUCUGAGAAACCUUCCUCACUACCAAAUGCUGGGAAUAUCGGACAUCAACAAGCGGCUGGGGUGGGAGCACCAGUCCAGUCUUUUGCAAUUGGCAGCCCUGGGAUAUCGGCAUCUCCUUUGCUUGCUGAAUUUAGUGUACCAGAUGGUAGUCAUGUUAAUGCUUUGUCAACUAUUUCUGGCAAGUCGAGUGUUACUGAGCAGCCUCUUGAAUGCUUGAUUAAGGCGGAGAAAUCGAUGUCACCUAAUGCUUUGAGUGCAUCUGUCAGUGACAUUGGCUCAGAUCCAUUGAGUGCAUCUGUUUGCUGCUGUGAGGUGGAAGGGUGGGCGUUGUCAUCGUUGUGGUGCUGCUACUCCCGCCGCUGCUGCUGCUAGAAGAAGAAACAAGGGCAAGAAGCAUGUGACGCUGGAAGAAUUUGUCAUUUGCAACGUGCUACGCGGAAAAUUAUUGUCAAACGUAUGCGGAUUCUGCUGAUAAUGCCAGGGCAGUGGGAAAGGAAGUGCAAUGGGCACUGCACAGUGCAUUUUGAAAGAUUUCGAGCUAUUUGCCAAUAAUUAAUUAAAAAGACUGCAUUUUUAUAAUGUUGUUUGUGUGCUUGGAACAGUACAAAUGUUUAUUUACUUUUAUUGUAUGACUAUGGGAAUGAUUUAUCAUCAGUUUUACUUUUA